UCUGUGGUUUCGUCUUUUACCGGAAAGGUCCUUGUUUACAGCGCAGCUCUUGCUCCACGUUAGCAUCGGUGAUUUGACAAGAAGGAAACGGGAUUUAUUUAUUUUUUUACUUUUAAAGCAGUUCGCAAAACUCGUUGAAUCUGUGGUACACUUCGACUGGCAUGGUUGUUUGGAGGCGGAAAAGCUACUGACAAGGGCAGCAAUGACAAGCUUGCUAACGUAGUGCUAAGGCACUCGCACUGCCACGUAUCACGCCUGGCUUGCUUAGUUUAUAACCUGAGUGGCUGCUCAUAAAGAACGACCGCGGUCAUGGGUGCGGAGAGCAGCGCGGUGCGGAGCUGCACCCUGGAGGAGCCGCUCCUGACUCUGCCCACCGGACCCACCAUGUACUCGGCGGUGCUCCAGGAUGGAAAGCCCGCUUCUGUGUUUGUUCACAAACGUGGCAAUGAAGACAAAGUCAACAAAGCUGCCAAGCACCUGAAGACACUGCGACACCCACGUCUACUGCGCUUCCUGUCCUGCUCAGUGCAGAAUGGUGGCAUCCACCUGGUGACAGAGCCUGUGCAGCCCCUGCAGCUACUGCUAGACAGUCUCUCCCCAGAGGAAAUUUGUGCAGGCAUCUAUGACCUCCUGCAGGCACUUGUUUUUCUGCAUGAGAGGGGUAAGUCGAGCCACAACAACGUCUGUAUUUCAUCUGUAUUUGUCAGUGAUGAUGGUCAUUGGAAACUGGGAGGGAUGGAGACUGUCUGCAAGUUCUCUGAAGCAACUCCUGAGUUCCUCACAAGCAUCCAGAAUGCAAGAGAGGCCAGCUAUAUUCCUCCAGAAGAGCAGGUGGAGGGUUUUAAAAUCCUUCCUGAUAAACAUGCUCACUCUCGGGACUGUUACUCUUUUGGGAUGAUGGUGGAGUCUCUUAUUCCCCUCCUUAAUGGCUAUGUGUCACAGGAGCUUGCUGCCAGCCUGACAAAAACACUGCAGGCAGGCCUGCUGAACUCUGACCCCAUGUCGCGGCCGCCACUCAGUUCCUUGCUCACCAAUGACUUUUUCAGGAAUGACUUUCUGGAAGUGAUGAAUUUUCUGAACAGUCUCACCCUAAAGACAGAAGAAGAGAAGAAUGAAUUCUUUAAGUUUCUUCUAGACCGAGUCCAGAACCUCCCUGAAGAGUUGAUAGCUACACGCCUUGCUCCCAAACUCCUUAACUCUCUCGUUUUUGCAGAACCCAUGGCUGUAAAAAGCUUCCUGCCUCAUCUUUUAAGGCCAAAGAAAGAUAACAGUGGUGGUGGUAGCAGUGAAGAUUGCCUGCUGUCUAUGUCCCUUUACCGUAAGCAUGUGAUUCCUCAGCUUCUUCAACUCUACAAGGUCAAUGAGGAACAUGUCCGAAUCGUGCUGCUGACCCACAUCCACCUUUACGCUGAGUUUUUCUCCCACGAUGAACUCAAAAACCAGAUCCUACCUCAGGUUUUGUUAGGAAUGAGAGACACCAAUGAUUCUCUGGUUGCCAUGACGCUGCAGAGUCUGGCGGUGUUGGUGCCCUUGCUCGGGGCUCAGGUGGUUGUUGGUGGAGAGAGAACCAAGGUCUUUAAACGCACCACACCUAACUUUACCAAGUCUACAGAAGUGACCCCUGAAACCUCACCUGUCCAUAUAGUUGGAAGUUUCCACCCUCAGAUGGCCCAACCCUCCAAAGUGCUGAAUUUAUUCCCUAGACCAUCAGGGACUGAAGGCUUAGUCCUCGGUCACACGGGUAGCAAGACACCAAGGGUUAUCAAGCCAGUAUCGGAUGUUAGUAGAAAGAUGUCUCUGCCUUUGAAUGGCUUUCAUCAGGACAGUGAGAUGGACCAACUUUCUUCUAGCCCAGAGCAGACUGACAGACUAGAAGGCACUGUGGAAGACUGGCCUGACUGGAGUGACCCUGAUAGUGAGAAUAGAGAUGGGCAUUCGGUCCAGAUCCACAUACAGGCCUCAAAGGGCGUAGAUCCAGUCAGCAGCCUGGCAAUCACACAUCAGAACACAGAUGAGGAGCCGUGGGAUGACUUUGAGGACACUGAACCUACCUCGGAUCUCUCCCCCACAGCUCCUUUAUCAGACUCAGUCAUCCCUGCACCACCCAAAGGGGGCGCUGCUUCCCCAUCUUCGAAACAUGGUCCUGAACCACUGAGACUGGGUUCCUCCUCUAAACCCCUUAAGUUGAGCUCAACACUGCGGCAGUCAACAAAGACAGAGGCCACUUCCUUAUGGGACAAUAGCUGGGCUCAAGAGAAAAGGAACUCUCAGAAAUCACAGAACCGCUUAAACCCCCAGUCCAAACCUACAGUGCCACAAAAAAGUAGUUCAGUAGGUCUGGGGGAGGAGUUUACUAUAAGGGUGAAGACAAAGGUACAGCAAGACCCAGAGCUGGAUUUGUUUGCAGACAUGGUGCCGGACAUCAAGUUGUCAUCUCCAGCAGUGCUGUCACUACAAGAGACUGGCAAGCGUGAAGCAGAACUGUCCACAGCAUCUUCUGAUAACACUAAACCUCUGCAGGUCGAUUCAUCCAUCGAUACUUUAACAUUCACUGCCAAGUUUGCAGCAGUUGACCUGACUGAGACUGAACCAGAUGGCUGGGGAGAUGAAGAUGACCUGAACUGGGAGGAUAACGCCUGGUGAUUACGUUUGAUCCAUUACUUCCAUCUGCAGUAAAAGACUUGACCACUGGAAAACUGAAACCCAUGCACCACAUCUGGAGUGCCAACAGACCAGUAAACUGGAAGUAGUUUCUCAUUUAACAUGAUGCAGUAGGGAUGGUAAUGCCAGGGAUGGGCUAAGGCUUUUUAUGUUAUGUUGAUUUUGUCAUUUUUAAUAAUGAGAACUUUCUUUUAAACUGGAACGAUCAGCUCUUCAUCAGAUGGUGCUAGACUUGGACAAAAUAAGCCAUUUAUAAUUUGCCAAUCAGAGGUGAAUGUAAUCCUGUUUCAUCUGCUCUACUCUCAUUUUUUUUUUUCUU
This is a messenger RNA of Pundamilia nyererei, 2980 nucleotides long. It is a transcript of the gene scyl3, whose product is annotated as SCY1-like, kinase-like 3. Bases 310 to 2643 code for a protein of 777 amino acids. Gene Ontology annotation, molecular function: ATP binding; protein kinase activity. The transcript is spliced from 14 exons. Lineage: Eukaryota; Metazoa; Chordata; Actinopteri; Cichliformes; Cichlidae. Gene Ontology annotation, biological process: protein phosphorylation. The record is from RefSeq and is a predicted model, not a curated record.